Messenger RNA from Thyridium curvatum, 3015 nucleotides. RefSeq lists its product as uncharacterized. The record is from RefSeq and is a predicted model, not a curated record. NCBI's taxonomy places the organism in Eukaryota, Fungi, Ascomycota, Sordariomycetes, Thyridiales, Thyridiaceae. The transcript has 3 exons. The coding region runs from base 1 to 3015 and encodes 1004 amino acids. Gene Ontology annotation, molecular function: protein binding.
AUGGCUUCCACUGGUCCUCAGGAGGACGCAAGCGGCGCAACACACCGCACCAUCCUGACCCUCCCAGAAGAGUGUCAGAAGGAGAUUAUCAGUCAUUGCUCUCAAAGCGACCUGAUCUGUCUGUCGCUUGUAUGCAAGCAAUUUCGAGAAUUAGCUGCAGCCGAGAUAUACCGAAAGUUCCAUAUUGUCUUCCCUGACGAAGAUGAUCACGCCUUCGAGUCUUCGAUCGACGGUCUUGCUGGUGGGCUCGACACCUUUGUCACCAGCGACUACGACUAUGCCAAGCACCUCAAAGAUCUGUCGCUGGACACGCUGAGCGCUGGUAGUAAGGCCGAAGCCGCUUACAAGCCCUACCUCUACAGUGUUAGCUGCGGCAAGUUCAUGAACACCCUUCUCCUCUUGACCUUGCGGAAAGCCAAAACCCUCGAAACCUUCACCUGGAAUAUCCGCGUCGAGUUGAGCCGGCCGGUCUAUCAUGCUCUCCACCAGAUCAAGACCCUGAGCCACCUUCACAUCCGCCUCCAGGCAGGUCCGUCGCUCUAUGAAACGCCGCCUGCUUUGCCCUACCCCAUCCCGCCCUUAUUCGAGCCUCCUGUCCCGACCAGCCACCCCAGCAGCCUUGGCCCUCCACCUCCGCCGCCACCGCUUCCAGCUUUCGGCGCGCCUCCUGUCUUCUAUGUCGGAAAUGCGACCUCGGUGCCCCCUCCUCCGCCGCCUAAGCCGCCAACGAGGACAAGGGCGCCCAAGAAGUCCAGCCAUUCCAUCAACGAGCCGCCGACCUUGUCUGGAUUCAAGAAUUUGAGGACACUAUCGGUCCUGGAUAUCGAUAAUCUAGAUGUGAUCACCGAGAUUAAGAAGUGCGUGCGCAACUCUUCAAGCUCUCUGUCUAAGCUCAAGCUGUCCUUCUCCGACGCGCUGGCCUUGCAGGCUCGAAAGCCACCACCGGAUAUUGAUCCAGAAGAUUCCGACCCUGAUGAUGAAUUCCAAGUGGUUCCUGUGCCCCAAAGCAGUGGGCAAAACAUAUCAGAUGAUGCCACCGGCCCAGCCAAAGCUUUCCGGGCUCAGGAGGAGAGGAAAACCCAGGAGGCUGUCCUGGGCCGCAUCUUUGACGUAGAGCCUUAUCUUGUCAAGCAAGGGCCGAAACCUCCGGUGCGGAAGGCUGAGACGCCGAAAGAGGAAAAGUCGGCGGCCCCGAAUCCCGGCAAGGACUUUAUCAAUGCUAUCAAGGCUGUCUCACAUAGGCUGAUGAAGGAUCUCAAUGGAUCUACCGCCUUUGACACGAAGCAACAGGAAAUCCUUGAUAUCAUCGAGAGUGCCGCUCGGAAGUAUGUGGCUGAGGAAGAGCCCAAGACGGCCAAGGACGAGUCCAACGGAGCGGAAGGGUCCAGUUCCAGCGCUGCUUCAAAGACGGAGGCCCCAGAGACAGCGGCUGAAGAGAGUGCAGAGGCGAAGGCUGCCGGAAGCAGCAGCCUGUUCAAAGAUGCUGCGGGCAAGGGCAAGGAUGUGGACAAGGAGGUGACUCCGGAAGACAUCGACGUGGAAGAGCCAGAAGACCAGCUCGCUCUCGAACCGGGAGACGCUCCGAGUGCAUCAAAUAAGGAGACGGCGGCGGCUUCAGAGGCGGCUUCCGAGGCCACUCCGACCUCUCAGCCAACGCCAACCCCACCGCCAGCGGCGUCAGUCCCGGAAGGAACAAUUCAAGAGCCAAAGAUUCAUGCAGACCUGAGCAGCAUCGAGAAGGCGGUCACGAAUCUGAAUGCCCAGAAGCAGAAUUUCCAGACUUUGGCAGAAAAACUGCUGGCCUUCGGGACCCAGGCCAAUCAGCUCAACAAAGAAAUCAUGGAGCAUCGGAAUGGCGGGGCUCCUUUUGAUGUGGCUAGAAUCCGAGAGGCGGAGCAACAGAUGAACGGCUGCAGUCAGACGAUCCAGGAAAUUCAAAAGGAAAUGGCUACUGUGCAGGCCGAGAUCGACGAUGCGGAGAAGUUGCUUCCAACCGCUAUCACCGAAGCUAACAGCACUGGCACGAGGGAGCAAACUUCAAAGCGCAUCAAGGACUACAUCAGGUCGACGAGGGGGAUGGCUCUGAAGUCUCUCGCCGUCUAUCUUAUCCCCGUCAAGGCUUCAGUGCUGUGCAAAGCAGUGGAUCUGCGCGUCCUGCAAAAGGUCACCCUGCUUAAUGUUGGGCCGCAGGCGCCUAUCUGGAUGCAGUUCGCCAAGGAGAACAGGCUAGAGCCGAUAGCUCUGCGCAAGAUCUUUACGGACAACGUCGGCAGCGCCUUUCUGACCUUUGUGUCCCAACUCGAAGAACUACACGAGUUCUUUAUUCUUGAGCGGGAUAAUAAGUAUAAGCCCGAGAGCUUUGCGCCUGCAACCACCGUCACAAUCGACCACAUACGUCGACUUGUGCUCAAGAAACAUCUCCCGACUCUCAAGCGUCUCUUGAUCAAGAAUAUGGCCUCCCAGGAGUGGGAUAUGGACGAAAAGUCGAUCUUGCUCAUCACUCGGAAAGGGAAGAACCUGGAAGAGCUCUCUAUGAGCAUGAAUAUUUCAGCGGUCCACGUCCUAUCGCAGCACAUCUUCGGGCUCAAGAAUCUGCGAGCAUUGCAUGUCAUACAGCUCAGGAACGACGACACAUGCAUGUGGGUGAUGCGAGAGACUAGGCGCUUCCUGAUCGACAAUCUAUCGCACUACCCGGAGAUGAAGCUUGAGUGGCUUUCGAUCGAUGACGAAUACAGGGUUGAACGCAUCGUGCGUCCUGAUGACCCGGAGUCGAAGAAGAGCCAGAAGAAGAACAAGGCGAAGGGCAAGCAGAAGGCCAAGGCCUCGCUUACGAAUGGCUUCAACGACACCUUCCCAGUCUUGCCGGUCGACGCUCUGGAUGGGUUGACCGACAGCAGCGGCGAUGAGGAUGAUGACUCGAUGGCACUCAAGCUGGAGACUAUUGAGGGCCUUCCGUACUAUGACGUCUGGGGUGUCAAGAUCUUCAAGAAGGAGGUGGUCAAUGGGCGGUUGUGA